AUGGAUGCUCGUUAUCUAUUUCUAGAAACAUGCUAUAACCCUAUCCCUACUACAAAUGUGAAGAAAACAAAUCAACAAACUGGAAAAUCUUUUGCAUCUAUUGUUUCAAAUAAUGUUUGUGAUAUACCACUAAGUCAACUAUCAGCCCCUUGCCUUAAAGUCACAAUUGAAGCCAACAAAGCUGAUCACAUCAAUAUUAUAGAUCAUGAAGGCAUUGUUAAAAUCAGGGAAACAAAUGGAAGCUCCGAGGUUGAGUGUGUAUAUGCUACACAAAUUGAGGAACAAAAUGAUUUUAAUGCUAUCAUUAGUAAUGAUGAGUAUAAGGGUAGUCACACCCCUACUAGAACUCCUAUGAAUGAUUUCUUCAAUUGGUUUAUUACUAAUCAUUAUAUUCUUCUUCCUACAAUAGGAAAUAAGUAUACUUGGAAUAAUGGUAGAAAGGGGAGGCAGUUGAGUGAAGAAAGAUUGGAUAUAGUGGAUGUUAAAACAAUAGAAAAUAUGAGUUUUGGUGAUGUGAUUUCGUGGGACAAGUUACUGGAUUGGAUUUUCUCUCAUUAUAAUGCUAACACUAUUGUCCCUAUUACUAAAACUAAUGAUGCUAAGAGUUUAAAUCAUUUCAGGCCUAUUUCUCUUGCUAACUUCAUGCGUAAGAUAGUCACUAAGAUCAUUAUUGAUAGGCUCCCCACGAUUCUCUCAUUCUUGAUUUCCCUUAAGCAAAAAUGGUUUGUUACUGGUAGAAAUAUUAGAGAUAAUAUAUGCCUUACCUAUGAAGCUAUAAACCUCUUAAACAAUAAGAGUUUUGGUGGCAAUGGGGCUCUUAAGAUAGACAUUUAUAAAUCCUUUGACACCCUCAUUUAG
This is a messenger RNA of Vicia villosa (hairy vetch), 858 nucleotides long. RefSeq lists its product as uncharacterized. Lineage: Eukaryota; Viridiplantae; Streptophyta; Magnoliopsida; Fabales; Fabaceae. The record is from RefSeq and is a predicted model, not a curated record. The coding region runs from base 1 to 858 and encodes 285 amino acids. The transcript is spliced from 5 exons.